This is a messenger RNA of Trichophyton verrucosum HKI 0517, 393 nucleotides long. RefSeq lists its product as uncharacterized. The record is from RefSeq and is a predicted model, not a curated record. Gene Ontology annotation, biological process: protein phosphorylation. The transcript is spliced from 2 exons. Gene Ontology annotation, molecular function: protein kinase activity; ATP binding. NCBI's taxonomy places the organism in Eukaryota, Fungi, Ascomycota, Eurotiomycetes, Onygenales, Arthrodermataceae. Bases 1 to 393 code for a protein of 130 amino acids.
AUGCAGCAGCUCUCGGAGGCAGUAGCUUGCCUGGAAGCCCUCGGUUAUGUCCACGGGGACCUGAAUCCCCGAAACAUCAUGUUUACGGAAGACGACCAUCUCAGACUUGUCGACUUUGACCAUUCGAUCAAGCUCGGCGAAGACUUGGAAGUUGGAGACUACCCUUAUGUUCGUCCCAUAAGCCUGGCGGAAGACACGGCACAGUCCGGUGCCCGUACAUGUCCGGACAUGGACCUGGAAGAUCCCGUUAACCGGAUCAUCAGAGACUGCUGGACGGGGAGAUUUGAUUCUGUGGCCGCACUGGCAGCUUGCAUCCGCCAGCUGGAGUACUCGAGGGAUUUUGAGCAGAAGAAGAGCCUAUGCGAGCAGCACUAUAAGUUGAUAUGUGGCUAA